CGACGGUGCCAGAGCAGGUGCAGGUACUGAGCUCUACUACUAAUCAGAUCUUAAAAGUAUAAACAGAUACACAGUUGCUAGAUAUCAUGAGCAACCUGAUUUCCACACUUUCCUCCUUCGAUGUUAACAGCAUCAGUGAGCAAUUGAGCUUAGAUAAGAUCAAGGAGAACCUCCAAUCGGUGAAGGGAAAGUUUGCAACGUUGCGUCCACCACAGGAAUUCUUUGAUGUUCGUCAUUUCUCCAAGCCAUCCAACUUCAGUGAGCUCCAACAGCGGGUCACAUACAACCUAAACUACUACCAAUCCAACUACGUAUGCAUAGUUUUGCUUCUCUCCAUAUACGCCUUGGUCACCAACGCCUUGUUGAUGUUUGUCAUCGCCCUGGUUGUAGGAGGUAUGUUUGCCAUCAGCAGAUUGCAAGGUGAAGACUUGGUCUUGCCUAUUGGAACGAUCACAACCUCACAAUUGUACACAACAUUAUUGGUCGUUUCGUUGCCUCUCGGGUUUUUGGCCUCUCCAAUCAGCACCAUGAUGUGGCUUGUGGGAUCCUCCUGUGUGUGUGUCUUCUCGCACGCCAGUUUCAUGGAGAAGCCGAUCGAAACCGUGUUUGAAGAACAAGUUUAAGCUGAAAUACCUCCCCCGUGU
Pichia membranifaciens NRRL Y-2026 is the source of this 644-nucleotide messenger RNA. RefSeq lists its product as hypothetical. The coding region runs from base 87 to 623 and encodes 178 amino acids. Lineage: Eukaryota; Fungi; Ascomycota; Pichiomycetes; Pichiales; Pichiaceae. Gene Ontology annotation, cellular component: Golgi apparatus. The transcript is spliced from 2 exons. The record is from RefSeq and is a predicted model, not a curated record.